Messenger RNA from Exophiala viscosa, 789 nucleotides. Its product is annotated as short-chain dehydrogenase/reductase SDR. Lineage: Eukaryota; Fungi; Ascomycota; Eurotiomycetes; Chaetothyriales; Herpotrichiellaceae. Bases 1 to 789 code for a protein of 262 amino acids. The transcript has a single exon. The record is from RefSeq and is a predicted model, not a curated record.
AUGUCACACAACGCCCAAAAGAAACCAGUCAUCGCGGUUGUCGGCGCCGGCCCAGGUAUAGGCGAAGCCGUAGCUCGCCGCUUCGUGGCCGAAGGCUUCGUCGUCGCCCUCCUCGCGCGAACCGAAGAUAAACUCCAGACCAUGGCCGCCGAAAUCGAGAACGACCACGGCAAAGGUACGGCCCAAUACUACAUCACGGACCUACGUGUCGAAGACUCCGUCAAGUCCAGCUUCGCCAGCAUCAAAGCCGAGCUCGGCCCCAUUAACGUGCUCGUGUACAAUGCGGGCGCACGCAGAGUGAACGGCCGGUCCAUACUCGACACCAGCUCCGAAGAGUUCGAAAACUUCACCAAGAUCAACCUCUUCGGCGCCUUCUGGGCGACAAAGUGCGUGUUGCCGGACAUGCUAGCAGCCGGAAAGGGCACGAUUCUCUUCACUGGCGCGACAGGUGGUGUGCGCGGCAGUCCUGGCCUGUCCAGCUUUUCGCCCGGCAAAUUCGGGCUGCGUUCACUUUCGCAGAUCGUCACGCGCGAGUACCAGGAGAAGGGUAUCCAUUCAGCACAUAUCAUCGUCGACACGCCAGUUGAUGGCAAGUUGAUUGGUGGGUGGUCAAGACGGCAGUGGCAGAGACAUGGCGAGCCCGAGAAGUUGGAGGACGUCGAGUCACAUCUUUCACAACCGGCUGAUCUGGCGCAGAUCUACUGGUUUUUGCAUACUCAGCCACGCAGUACGUGGACUCAGGAAUUGGAUGUGAGGGCGCAGAAAGUUAGCAUGUUUUCAAAGUUGUAG